Molecule: messenger RNA, 1731 nt
Organism: Ipomoea triloba (trilobed morning glory)
Lineage: Eukaryota; Viridiplantae; Streptophyta; Magnoliopsida; Solanales; Convolvulaceae
Product: WUSCHEL-related homeobox 1-like
Exons: 4
Coding region: 306-1370 (354 amino acids)
Biological process (GO): plant organ development
Molecular function (GO): DNA-binding transcription factor activity; DNA binding
Source: RefSeq, a predicted model, not a curated record
CAACGUAACUAUCAUCGUAGGUGUUUUUACCUUUGUUUCGAUUUGAACCAACAACCCAAAAUUUCUUUCUUUUCUGUCUCCAUGUGUUAGUGUUCAAUCUCUAUCUCUGAAUAUCACCAAAAACGCCACCUUGUGUUCAGCUCCAAAGUCACCAUUUCAACCUCUCAUUUUUGCAUCCCCAUUUUUGCCCUAUGAAUGUGACCUUCAAACCCUAUUAUCCUCCAUUAUUUUCAUACUUUGUUUCCCUUUUCUGCCCACCCUUUGUCUCCCUUUCUUCAACCCAAAUUUUAUAAGGAUUAGGGAAAAUGUGGAUGAUGGGUUACAGUGACAGUGGAGAUUUCAGCAUGCCGGAUUCCUUCAACAGCCGCCGCCUCCGCCCCCUCAUGCCCCGACCUCUCACUUCCUCCGCCGCCUCUCCCAAUCCUUCUUGCGCUUUAGCCCGCAUCCAUGGAAAUGAUUUCGUCGCGUUUAAUCACCAUCUUGCAGCUAUGGCGGCGGAGCAAAGCAAGAGGGAAUUCAAUACGCACCAAGUUGUGGUGAGCUCGAGGUGGAAUCCGACGCCGGAGCAGCUACAGACCCUGGAGGAGUUGUACAGGCGGGGAACGAGAACGCCGUCCGCCGAUCAAAUCCAACACAUCACCGCGCAGCUCCGAAAGUACGGGAAGAUAGAAGGGAAGAACGUGUUUUACUGGUUUCAGAAUCACAAAGCGCGGGAGCGCCAAAAACGCCGCCGCCAACUCGAGUCCGCCGCAGCUGGUGGCGCCGCCACCGAUAAUGACCACCCAAACGUUAACAACACUAAUUGCAUGGAAAACACAGAAAGAAAAGAAUCAGGGGCAAGUAGGACAGGUUUUGAAGCCGAUCAACAACUCACUAAGAAUUGGCCAUCCCCUAGUACACUUAUUGCAGAGAAAAGUGGGUCAAUACAAAGGGGAACAAAAGCAGGAAUGAUGGCAGAAUGUAGAGCAGAAGGAUGGGUACAGUUUGAGGAUGGAGCAGAAAUAUUACAACAAAGGAGGAGUCUGCACGAAAAGAAUGCCACGUGGCUUCAAAUGAUGCAAUUGUCAUCUCCAUCUCCUCCGCCACCACCUACUGCCGCGGUUGCAACAACCAUGGACUACUACACGAAGCAACUCCUGAAGCUGCAGCCUCAUAAUAACCAAGAUCAUCGUCAGCAUCUCAACUUGUUCCUAGACCUACCCAAUUACAAAGAUCAUGUUGAUAGCGACUCCCAAACGCUACAGCUCUUCCCUCUUAGAAGCGGCGGCAGUGAAAAUGAAAACGACAAGGACACGGCGGCACCCGCCAUGAACACCACCUUCGUAAACCCUCAUUACCAGUUCUUUGAGUUUCUUCCGCUCAAGAAUUGAAAAAGUAGGUAUACAUCCCAAAUUCCUAAAAGUCCAAAAAAUGAAGGGUUGAGAUGGAUUUGAUGUAACAAUUCAUGGGAAGAAUUGAAGAUGAUGAUGAUGACAAUGAAAAGCUAGAUUAUAGUAGUGGUAUUAGUAGUAAUUUCAUAGGUGUUCAACGUUGACAGUAGUGAGUAGGUCAUGUGUUAUCUAUGUUUAGAUUUGAUGUUUGGUUGUUCACUUUAUGAGAGAGAUCGAUAGAGAGAGACUGAGAGAGAUGAGAGUCCCAAUGAGGUGGCUGUAAUGGAAUUUGAUGUUGAAGGGUUUGACUGACUCAAUGUUUCAAAAUUGGAAUAUAAUAUAAUAAUAUGUUUAAUCAACA